AUGCCAUGGGAUGGCAUUGGUGACGUAUAUUGGACAACAAGCUUUCAGAAGUCCCAGGUCCGACGGGCUACCACCCGCAAGAGAUCCUGCGCCAACGACAGCGCCUUCGCCAACUGCCGAAAGGGCCCCUGCGGCGGUGCUACCCUAUGUCCACGCAAGAGCUUGAACCAUCGCGGGACAAAGAUACGAAGCACCAGCCUGGCCAAAAGCGGCAAACAUGGCAGGGCUAGCGGGUUGCCAUAG
Messenger RNA from Fusarium pseudograminearum CS3096, 243 nucleotides. RefSeq lists its product as uncharacterized. Bases 1 to 243 code for a protein of 80 amino acids. The transcript is spliced from 2 exons. The record is from RefSeq and is a predicted model, not a curated record. Lineage: Eukaryota; Fungi; Ascomycota; Sordariomycetes; Hypocreales; Nectriaceae.